AUGGCGCCCAUCCUUACCUCCAAUCCAACCAUCACACUGGUCCCCGAACCCCUCACACCAGCCAGCUUUGCGCCAUUCGGAACGGCAAUCUGUUCACCACUCCCUCGAGAAAUCAGCGUGGCUCCUCAACCCUCCUCACUACCGCCCUACGACCCAACACCAGUCCUAGCAAACCAAAAUUCCGCCCUGAAAUACAGUCCCAUCUCCCCACUGAUCGACCGCUACACCAAUGGCUGCCCAAGCGGGCAACCCGCCUCCGCACGAAUGACGAUGUUCUGCUGCUUCCCCCGCAAACUCCGCACAAUCAGUGCCAAACAACAAUCCGAGAAAGAAGUCUUCGACGUGCGCAUCCUCGAACGUCACCCUUUCACCAACCAGACCUUCAUCCCUACCGACUUAUCCAGUCAUUCCAAGGUGGGCGAUGGCGAGGAAGAGCCCGUCUUUUUGGUUGUCGUUGCGCCGACGCUGAAGGGCGAGGUCGCCACUGCGAAGAACGCUGCCGGUGAAACGAUUACCAUCCGCGAUCCGCCUGAUCUGCGCAACGUGAAGGCUUUCAUUGCGCGCGGUGGUCAGGCUGUUACGUAUGGGGUUGGCACGUGGCAUGCGCCAAUGGUGGUUCUGGGUCCGCGACGAGUCGAUUUUGUCGUCGUGCAACAUGUGAAUGGUGUCGAUGAUGAAGAUUGCCAGGAGGCUGCCUUUGGCGAGGGCAUUGUUGUGGACUUGGGAGUGAAGGGCCAAUAUGGUCGGCCGGAGAAGACUCCUGCUCGACUGUGGGCGAAGCUGUGA
Penicillium brasilianum is the source of this 786-nucleotide messenger RNA. The record is from the annotation of a GenBank genome assembly. NCBI's taxonomy places the organism in Eukaryota, Fungi, Ascomycota, Eurotiomycetes, Eurotiales, Aspergillaceae.